Archocentrus centrarchus (flier cichlid) is the source of this 3196-nucleotide messenger RNA. RefSeq names its product tandem C2 domains, nuclear (gene tc2n). Bases 147 to 1532 code for a protein of 461 amino acids. Lineage: Eukaryota; Metazoa; Chordata; Actinopteri; Cichliformes; Cichlidae. The transcript has 12 exons. The record is from RefSeq and is a predicted model, not a curated record. Gene Ontology annotation, cellular component: nucleus.
GAGACGUGCAAAUAAAGUCAGCCAUAAACCUGAGAUCGGUGGCAUUUCUCUCCGGUCGGCCGGUGAGAGUGAACUGCAGCGCUGGAUGGUCGAAGUUUAAAUGAAAGCAUCGCGUCUGUCGCAUUUAAAUAUUUCGAGAUACAGCUAUGGAGUGCAUCAAAAACUGCUGCAAGACCCUCAUGAAGAAGAAAGGGCAGGAGCAGGAGACCCCGGUGAUUGCACUGAAGAUGCCUCCAAACAAAGCAGCAGGCCCAGGACAGAAACUGGCUGAAGAUUACCUACUUUCCAAACUGCCCCCAGACGGCAGAGAGGUGCCCUUUGUCAUCCCGUCCUUCAAGGCUUCCUACAUCCAACCCAGCUACCCUAAUCUGCAGGCCGAGCCGCAGAGUUCAGCCCGGUGCACAUACGCAGCAAGGAAGGCGGAACUGGCGGGCACCACUCCCUUCAUCUACUACCCCGAGUCCUUCUUCCACCAGGGUCGCGUGGCAGAGCACAUCUCCCCCGGCUCGACCCGCCGAGACUCACUGAAGAAGAGAGACUUUGGUCCGCAAAGCCCAGGUUGGAAUCUGAAGUUGGGUGGCCAAGAGCGACUGAGCAGCUCCAUGUUUGAUUUGUCCAGCCCCCAGGGUCACACGCAGCGCUUUGAGUCCGUCAGCAGUGCAUCCUCCAAGAUGAGCUCCAUGGCAAGCAGCCUGGACUCUAUCACCUUGUCUGGGGAUGAGCGUGAGCUGGGAAAGGUGUGCAUCCAGCUGAACUAUCAGGAGGCUCUGGAGCAGGUGUGGAUCACCCUGGUUCAGUGCUCAGACCUCAACCUUAGUCUGGAUGCAGGGGAACAGCAAAAGAUUGGUUUCAAAGCAAUCAUCACCACCCCCAAACCUAUACAGUUUAAGAGCUCAAUCAAAGAGUACUGUCAGGAUGUGUCCUUCAUGGAGACCUUUGUGUUUGCGCUGCGUCUCCAGCAGUUGCGCUGCAGCGCCUUGGUGCUGCGGCUGCAGUCACACAACCCCAAAAAACGUACGGUGGCAGAGUGUGUUCUUUCCCUGCGACAUCUCGGUUCUCAGGAGGCAGAACACUGGCUUGAACUCAACCCUCCAUCCAAAUCUUCGGUAUGUCACUCUGAGCUGCAUCUUAGUACCUGCUUUCAGCCGGUGAAUGGACGCAUCCAGGUCCAGGUCCUUGCUGCUCAAAACCUCCCAGCAUCUUUGUCACCGCUCACUCAGUCUUUUUUUGUCAAAGUGGAGAUGCACCAGAUGGGGCAGGUGGUGAUGAAGAAGAAGACUCGGGCACUCAAGGUCUCAGGAGGUCAGUGUCAGUGGACGGAGACAUUUCACUUCCUCCUAACCACCUUAGACCAUGUCUACUCACUGUCAGUCAAACUCUACAGUCGCAGCUCAGUCAGGAGGAAACAGUGUCUCGGACAGAUUCAGCUGGGAUUUAAUAGCCCUGUCCCAGAGGCUGUGGAGCAGUGGAAGGACACGAUGGCUCACCCAGAGAAAGUGGUGGCCGCGUGGCACAGGCUGAGUUCUUCCUAAACCUCUUCUCUUACCUGCCUCUUUACGCACUACUGAUGUAAUGCUCUCAUGGUGCACAUCAGGUUGUGACUGCUUACUUUUCCAGUUGGCCAGCCACAAUUCUGUACGUUGACUAAGCCAGCUCUGAUUUACUGGACUGUAAACUGCUGAACGUGCUCUGAAUGCAUCGGGAAAUUUCCGCAGAGACAGUUCAUGUGUUCAGUGAUUAGUUGUAAAUAGUGGUUUCGAACAAAGUGUAGAUGUUCAAAAGGCUAAAUGAAGGAUUUUUCAUAAAAACAGUAGAGCAUUUCGCUGUACAUAAUGCUGUUUUCUGUAAAUUACAUGACUUAGAAGUAGAACUGCUUUAUCAGUCUGUUUCAAUUUACAUAGAAGGUUUACAAGAAGGAAAAAGGUGAUCAGAAAACCAAAUUUACUUAAGUGGUCUAUUAUAGUUUUAGUCUAUAAAGAAGAUUCAUCUAAUAGAUUAAGGUUGGUGGUAUUCUGUAUUUUUCAAACCCAUAAAAAGUCUGCUCCUAAAUUCUUUUGCUGAACAUGUAAAUUGUUAAAAAGGCCCAAAUAUUUAGUGUCAUCUGUCAUUUUAAAAGCAAAGCUUUAUUGGCUUUAACCAACAUGACAAUAGCAUCACAGAAUGAAGUUUCCUGCAUCUAGCUACCAAAGUGCAAUGUUAGAUUUAUAAAAUAAUAAGAAUACAAAAAAACAAAAAAGUAAUUUGGGUUGGAGAACAAUUCCUGAAGGCCACUUGAAGAAAUUACAAGAAAGCUGCUUAUGAGAGUUCAGGCUGUGGUGAAGAAUAAAGAUGGCCAUACCAAAUAUUGAUUUUAAAGCUUUGCCUUAUAUACUGUAGUGACAGAGUAAAUACAGACACAAAGGAGUGAACUGCAUAAGGUUUUGGUUACAUAAAGAAUACUUACUAGUAAGAUUGGCUACUAAGUAUGUGUAAAAUGUGAGCUAGAACGUUUUCCUUUACCUUAAUUUAACUUUACGGGAUGUCAUGUUACUGGAAAACGCAGCAUCUUAUGUAUCAAACAUUAGCUGUGUGCUUUUGAUAAAAGCCCUUUUUUAUAUAUUGAAUGUAAAAAAUGUUUAGUGUAAUAAAAAGUUUAUAUUGUUUUAAAAUGUGUUUAUUGAAAGAAUGAAGAGUGAGGAUGGUGCAAAUAGGUUUUGUUUUUCAAGUGCCAUAUAGAAAGGAAAAAGACCAUACUACUGCAGCAUACACUGUAUAUUACACACACUCUGCAGCACUUGUAAAACAGGUCAACAAUUAUAAACCACAGUGUCACUGUGUCAUUAUUUAUUGAAGAAACCACUGAUUGAAAGUUUUCCAAGCAAACAGCAAGAGAAUCAUCCACAGUGCCUCUCCUCCCGGACUGGAACAUCCUGUUUUCCCAUUUUACUGUUACUGGAAAUGCAAGUUAACUUUUAAUAUAUACAGCCAUUAUCAUUCUCAUGUGUAGCGUGACUACAAAAAAGGGACAAUUACUGUUUGUGAAAAAGAAAAACAGUUUCCUAUGUCAGUCAAAUUUUACUCCCCAGUAAAUCUGACCAAAAAGAAACACAACAAAUACAGUCAAAUAAACACAUAUGUGACAAUUUUGAAUUCCUUAGUUACAAGAAAUGUUCGUUUAGAUUUGAAAUAAUGAGUGUGUAAAAUUUUUAUGUGAAUU